Molecule: messenger RNA, 745 nt
Organism: Ceraceosorus guamensis
Lineage: Eukaryota; Fungi; Basidiomycota; Exobasidiomycetes; Ceraceosorales; Ceraceosoraceae
Exons: 1
Source: RefSeq, a predicted model, not a curated record
AUGGAUUUGGAACACGCAAUGGACGGGAUUGGCGACUACGAUAUGGCCUCUGGUUCGUCGAGCGGGACACCUUGGGGAGGUGUGGACGACAAGGAUGGGAUGGAGUUGGAUCUGCUUCAGCCCGAAGAAGAGCUUCACGUUGCAGGUGCGGAGGAGAUGGAGUACGAAACGAGUCCUGUGCAGAUUUUAUCUCGAUCUCAACCUCGAGCACACGCAGGAGCAAAUGCUGCGAAUGAAGAAGCGCCAUUGACCGUCUCCUUGGACGCCACCACUUCGAUCAUUGGCUCUGGGAUUGCUAGCGCAUCGAUAGCUCCUACUUCCACACCCGGUAUCCAAAUGGGCGAUGCGUUGUCAGCUCCAGUGCAUACUCUUCCCGACACGACGUUCGUCCCAACGACGAGUGCCGCUUCUGCUUCUGAUACCACUCAGACUACUCCUUCAGUCAUCGACUCGACCAAUGCUCAGACAAUGACAGCAUCGACUAGCGCGCACCAGCCAAACGGUCAAGCAUCACCUUCUGGCCCCUCAGUUUCUUACAACCAGCAGGACGAAUCAAGUAUCGCUGCACCGCCUGGCGAAGCGCAUGCAACAGCUGACGACGCGUCUAGCAAUCCAGGUGCAACGGCGGGGGCCAAAGAAGGCGGAAUCACGGGCUCAGCAGCCGAAGCUGCUCUGAUCGAGAAUGAGACAAACGAGCGGAACAGAGGAGCGCACAAUGUCGAAGCGUCUGUGGCGGUGUUGGAAG